Molecule: messenger RNA, 480 nt
Organism: Daucus carota subsp. sativus
Lineage: Eukaryota; Viridiplantae; Streptophyta; Magnoliopsida; Apiales; Apiaceae
Product: chaperone protein dnaJ 11, chloroplastic
Exons: 1
Coding region: 1-480 (159 amino acids)
Source: RefSeq, a predicted model, not a curated record
AUGCUCGGAACCUUAGCAACUCCGUCAACUCAAUUCCUCCGUUUCUCCGGCGACAAUACACUCUCCGCCGCCGGAAAAUCCGCCUCCGACUCCUCGAUUGCGCUUCCGCGGCGGAAUCAUCGCUGCACGGCGGCGCUGCACGCCGUCGCCGAACCGGAGCCUUCCGUGUCAUCGAUCACGAGGCCUGCGAGUCUGUACGACAUUCUCGGAGUGAGCAAAAAUGCGUCGGCGGUGGAGAUUAAGUCGGCGUAUCGGAGCUUAGCGAAGCUUUAUCAUCCCGACUCAUCGGAAUCAUCGGACGGUGGAGAUUUUAUAGAGAUUCAUAAGGCGUACUCAACGCUCUCCGAUCCGUCGGCGAGAGCGCUUUACGAUCUGUCGCAGCGUUCCAGAGAGCGGCGGCCGUUUAACUAUGCGGCGGCGAGUAGUGAUCAGAAAGGAUAUUAUACACCUCGACGAUGGGAAACCGAUCAGUGCUGGUAG